Penicillium angulare is the source of this 1266-nucleotide messenger RNA. RefSeq names its product protein gprD (gene gprD). NCBI's taxonomy places the organism in Eukaryota, Fungi, Ascomycota, Eurotiomycetes, Eurotiales, Aspergillaceae. Gene Ontology annotation, molecular function: G protein-coupled receptor activity. The transcript has 2 exons. Gene Ontology annotation, cellular component: plasma membrane. The record is from RefSeq and is a predicted model, not a curated record. Gene Ontology annotation, biological process: adenylate cyclase-activating G protein-coupled receptor signaling pathway. The coding region runs from base 1 to 1266 and encodes 421 amino acids.
AUGGUUAUGCUAACACACGUCUUGCGUUCUCUAUACGCUGGCGGUGGCGAUGGCUCCCUCGCCCGUCGCUGGGAGUUUCGCGAAACAGAACCGCUUGAAGGUAGCGACCGGUCGCUCUUUAUUGCAAUGGGCGUUAUUGCCCUUUUCUCAUUAGGUUCCACUCUGGGUCUCUUGUCAUUCCUUACCUAUCGCUUUAUUUACUGGCAACGAUACUACAAACAUCCACUCGCCCACAACCAAUACGUCGUCUUGAUUUAUAACCUCCUGCUGGUCGAUUUGCAACAGGCUAUUGCCUUCACAAUCUCUUUAUACUGGGCAUCCCGAGGAUCUGUCCACUUUGGCGAGGCAGCAUGCUAUUUACAAGGCUGGUGGAUUCAAACUGGAGAUCCAGGUAGUGGGUUGUUCGUCUUGGCGAUCGCCUUCCACACUGGCUUCGUUGUGAUACGUGGUCGGCAACUGUCCUUCCGUGCCUUUGUGUACUGCGUUAUUGGACUAUGGGUAUUUAUUCUUAUUCUGGGAUUCAUACCGGUUGGAUUAUAUGGGCACGAUGUGUUCGUCAUUUCCGAAGCCAAUUGGUGCUGGUUGAGUCCUAAAUAUGAAAACGAGCGCCUCUGGGGCCACUACAUCUGGAUUUUCCUCGCUGAGUUUGGCACACUCGUGCUGUACGCAAUCAUGUUCAUUUACCUUCGCCGUCGUAUGCAACAAGCAAAGAUGCUUCGCCGUGGCCAACAAGAGUCUCUACACCGAUUGAACCGUGUCGUCAUUUACAUGGUUAUCUACCCUCUCGUAUACCUCGUCAUGUCGCUCCCACUUGCAGCCGGCCGUAUGGCUAGUGAAAACGGCGACUCCCCCAGCAAAACAUACUUCGGUGUCGCUGGUUGCUUAAUGGCCCUUUCUGGUGUCGUCGAUGUGACUGUCUACACUUUGACCCGUCGUCAUCUCCUCAUCGAUACCGAGCACAGUACCACCGACCGGAACUACGACAACAAUACCGACUCUCAAUGGCAAACGAACAUCACCACUAAUGCUGGCACACGCUCACGGAAGGGUUUCAAGAUGGGCAUGGGAUCUAAAUUCCGUCGCAGCACUGGUGCGGACAAGGAUGCUCGCUCCAGUCCAUUUGACGGUUCCACCGAGGAUAUCGUGGGUAAGAACGAUAUGGAAAUGUCGAACUUUGGUGUGUACCAGGAGACCACCAUUGAAAUUUCGCACGAGCCUGUCUCUGUGAUUGAUUCGGAGGAGAGAAGCGCGCGACACAGCGGCUAA